Molecule: messenger RNA, 1294 nt
Organism: Pogonomyrmex barbatus (red harvester ant)
Lineage: Eukaryota; Metazoa; Arthropoda; Insecta; Hymenoptera; Formicidae
Gene: Mob2
Product: MOB kinase activator 2
Source: RefSeq, a predicted model, not a curated record
GAUUUGGUGCCUACCCAGCGUGCGUGAGCGGAUCCUCGGGCACGAGGGCGGUGCGCCGAGGAGAUCGUCCUCGACCACGACGAUCGCGACGACGACGACGACGACGACAACGACGACGGCGACGACGACGACAACGACGACGACGGUAACGAUGCUGCGUUCGCCGGCGCGUGGCGCUGUCACCGUCCUACGGGAGCCCUCCUCCGCUUCCGCAUCCGUUUCCGCCGCGGCGGCAGCGGCGGCGGCGGCCGCGGUGGCGUCCUCGGCCACCACCGUCUCGGCGCCGUCGACGCCGGUGCACCACGGCGGCGUCGGUACCGGCGCCGGUAGCUCGAGCAGCGCCUCCUCCUCGCGUCUCUCCCUGCUCGACACCUGCCACAGGAAGAUCAGGCUCUUCGGCGAGCUAGUCGCAAAGGCCAGACGAAAGGAGAAGGAUGCGGGAACCACGGAGGAUCCGAAAUUGUACCUGGAGGAGGCCACCCUCGAGAGGCAGCUACCAGAAUUGGACCUGAGAAUGCUCGUGGACCUACCACCCGGCCUCGACUAUAACGAGUGGUUGGCGUCACACACCCUCGCACUGUUCGAUCAUAUCAAUCUCGUCUACGGCACGAUAUCCGAAUUCUGCACCAUGACGGGCUGUCCCGACAUGACUGGUCCCGGCUUAAGAACGUAUCUGUGGUUCGAUGAAAAGGGGAAGAAAGCGAGAGUUGCGGCGCCACAAUAUAUAGAUUACGUUAUGACAUUUACGCAACGCACCGUUAGCGACGAAACUAUAUUCCCUACGAAAUACGCAAACGAGUUCCCGAGCUCAUUCGAGUCGAUAGUGCGUAAGAUCCUGCGGCUACUGUACCACGUAGUGGCACACAUUUACCACUGCCACUUCAGAGAGGUGGCGCUUUUGGGGUUGCACGCUCACCUCAAUUGUGUAUUCGCCCACCUCACGCUCCUUAAUCAACGCUUCAACCUUAUAGAUCCCAAGGAGACGGAGAUCCUGGGGGACCUAGAGGCCGCCCUCUUGGGUGACUCGACAUCCACGCCUUCGCAGACCUUAGCCAUCCAGGAGACUCCGACCACUACGAACACUAGCAGUACCACCUAGAUCGCUGCGAUGCGUUUUAGCGAGCGAGCAGAGGUUGCAGUUCCUGAGACUAGGUGACGAUAGGCGAUACGUUCGUUCGUUCGGUUUCUUUUUAUCUCCUUUUUUCUUUUGUAGAUUACAUGCGAAAAAUAAGUUUAUUGCGAUACGAUCGAUCGGUAAGAGAGAGAGAGAGAGAGAGAGAGAGAGAGAGAGAGA